Molecule: messenger RNA, 1246 nt
Organism: Aspergillus aculeatinus CBS 121060
Lineage: Eukaryota; Fungi; Ascomycota; Eurotiomycetes; Eurotiales; Aspergillaceae
Product: TauD/TfdA dioxygenase family protein
Exons: 5
Coding region: 191-1246 (351 amino acids)
Cellular component (GO): cytoplasm
Molecular function (GO): 2-oxoglutarate-dependent dioxygenase activity
Source: RefSeq, a predicted model, not a curated record
CCACAAGACAGUCAAGCUCCAUCUAAACGCCGAAAGCCGAUGCGCGCGGUCGACCAGCGCUUCACCUUCCGACCUGCGUUGAAACCUACGAAUAGAUAAGACAUGCAGUCUCCGAGCAGAAUCUAUGUAACUAUCCACAUUGUGUUGGAAGAACGCUUACAAGAAAAUCACAAGCAAUAACCACUACACAAUGGCGCCCCAUCCACGCAUCCAAUCUAGCGGGUCCCUGGACGCCUUCCACCCCGUGAUGGUGACCCCAGUGAUCGGCAAUGAAUUCCUCAAGGGAAGCUGCAACAUCGUCGACGAUAUCCUAAACAGUCCAGAGGCGGAGCAGCGCAUCCGCGAUCUGGCCGUCAUGAUCGCCGAACGCGGCGUCGUCUUCUUCCGCGCCCAAGACAACCUCACCAACGCCCUCCAGAAGCAGCUCAUCCUCCGCCUCGGCGAACUGACCACCCGCCCCACCACCCACGGCCUGCACAUCCACCCUGUUACCAACGACGCCCGCGAGUUCGGCGACCCGGACCCCGAGAUCAGCACCAUCAACUCCGAAGGCCGCAAGAAACUGUACAAGGGCUCGGACUACACCAGCCAGGCGGCCGUCUGGCACAGCGACAUCGCUUUCGAGAAGGCGCCGGCCGAUUUCUCGAGCUUGCGGCUCAUCCAGCUGCCCACCACCGGCGGGGAUACGCUGUGGGCGUCCGGGUAUGAGAUGUACGAUCGCUUGAGUAAGCCGUACCGCGCCUUUGUGGAGGGGCUCACGGUCACGCACGUUGGCGAGGGGUUCCGCAGAAUGGCGCAGGUGGGGGGGUUCAAGAUGUUUACCGGGGAACGAGGCGCGCCGGUCAAUGUGGGCGAUGAGUUGGUGGCGGUUCAUCCGGUGGUGCGCACGAACCCGAUCACCGGGUGGAAGUCGAUCUUUCCUGCUGGUCUGCAACCAGGCGCUUUCCCCUCCAAGAUCAACGAACUGAGUCGCAAAGAGAGUGCAAACAUGCUCCAAUAUUUCAACGAUCUGAUCAUCCACGGGCAUGAUCUCCAAGUCCGGUUCAAAUGGAACGAGCCCAAUGAUAUUGCCAUCUGGGACAAUCGCAGUGUCUUCCACACCGCUACUGGCGACCACGAAGGCUUCGGGCCGAGGAGUGGAAACCGGGCCGUGGGGGUUGGUGAGAUUCCUUAUUUUGAUCCGGAGAGCAAGUCCAGGAGAGAAGAUCUGGGUAUUGAGGAUACACUAUCCCCUGCGCACUGGUAA